Molecule: messenger RNA, 1880 nt
Organism: Stegodyphus dumicola
Lineage: Eukaryota; Metazoa; Arthropoda; Arachnida; Araneae; Eresidae
Biological process (GO): anatomical structure morphogenesis; regulation of transcription by RNA polymerase II; cell differentiation
Molecular function (GO): DNA-binding transcription factor activity, RNA polymerase II-specific; RNA polymerase II cis-regulatory region sequence-specific DNA binding
Source: RefSeq, a predicted model, not a curated record
UUCUAUGUACAAACUUUAUAUUAACCAUAUUUGAAACAAUUUAUCAAAUGAACACGCUUGCAAACAAAACAGUAUUGACUGUUUUCUUCAUGCCCCUCAUAUUCUCGGUGGAUACUACAGUUAUUUACUGAAACAAUGGUUUAUAUCUUUUUGCUUAAAAACAACAUCUUUGGAAACGGAACUGAGUGAAAGAAGUUGGCUGCACCUGUGGACAAAUCGACAUAAAAAAAAACAUUGCUAUUGUGGACAGUUAUUAUCCAGAAAUGGCGAAUCGUUAUUUUCCCGUUUUUGCUGAUCCUAGAAACUUUGUCUAUUCCCCGGGAAUGUUGUAUUCCCACAGAGGAACGGAUGGUGUGAUUGGAAGUUUCCGACAUAUUCCGGGUUACGAUAUGAACAGAGUGCUUGCCCCAUCGCAGACUAACCCGGUCUCAGAAAGUGGCAGAACAGACCCCCCUCUGCAGAAGCCCCCCUAUUCAUACAUCGCUCUAAUCGCUAUGGCUAUCCGCAGUGCGCCGGACAACAGAAUAACAUUAGAUGGUAUCUACAAGUUCAUCAUGGACCGGUUUCCUUACUACCAUGAUAAUAAACAAGGCUGGCAAAAUUCUAUUCGUCACAAUCUCAGCUUAAACGAUUGUUUUGUCAAAGUGCCAAGAGAAAAGGGAAAACCUGGAAAAGGAAGCUACUGGACUUUAAAAAAUAAUGGAGAGGAAAUGUUCGAAAACGGAAAUUUUCGACGCAGAAAACGCCGAACGAAAACGGCCAUUCCGAAAUCAACCGAACCUUCCCCAAAUUCCUUGAUGGAAUCUUUCUCCAACAAAGCAAGUAAUGUGAAUUCUCCGGCAAAAAGUGAAAAAAGAACCGCAUCUAAAACCUCCAAAAACAAUUUAAGUACCCAUAGGCCUGGUGUUAUAGUUAAUCAAUCCGUUAUGAAGGAGAAAAAACAGCCCAAAUCUGGCAGUGGUGAUGUGACUUCAGACAACAAGACUGAUGCAUUACGGACUAAGUCAAAUUCUCCGCUGACUCCAAAAGCUGCAAACUUUACGAUAGAACGUUUGAUCGGAACCUCUUCUUCACCUAAUGAAGCAAAGAAGGAUAGUGUCUCUGAUGCACAGGAAGACUUGACUCCUUCUGAAGAGUCUCGAUCCUCGUUUACUUACGACCAAACAUCUAGUCUCAUAUCCCCACUCAUGUGCCAACAGCUUAUGGUUCUAAAUAAGGACAAAUAUCUUACCACUCAUCAUCCAUCGUCUGUCAUGUCUCAGUCAUCUAUGUUGUAUUCGCAUGUGAACUUGUUCAACUCCAAACUUAUUCCUUCUUAUCCAGGCACUCUUGGACUAGCCUGGCCUCAAAUUCCAGUUUUGACUGGACUGACAGAUGUCCUUAAUCACGCACAAGGAGGACCAAUUAUACCCCCAUGGUUUAAUUUUCCACCUGCAACUAAAGCUUUGUGGACAGGAUCUCCCAUGGAAAGAGUGUCUCCUUCAGACGGGGACAGAUGGCGUGAAUGAUCUUGUUGUCAUUUGUUGACUCUUACUUUUCAGUGAGAGAAAUCAUUCAUUAUCCCUGUAAAGCAUUACAAUCAGAACUCAGUAACUGUUUUCAAGGCAGAAGAGCGAAUAGAUCAAAUCAUGUGUAUAAUCAUGUCUGUGUUUCUGUGUAUUUCUUCUCGUAAACCAUGCCUUUAUUCUGAUGUUUAACUGAAGGAAAAUUAUACAUGGAACAUCUGACUUUACAAGAAGCAUGCAUUAGAUCUUAUGUACAUAUGCGAUAUUGUUUUAAUUAGUCUAAAGUUGCAAUAUGUGGAGUGAAAUUUUAUUACUUUCCUUAAUGUUUAUUGAAAAUAAAUAAGUCUCACAGUUUAUAUGAAACUUUACGUUUAA